Linnemannia hyalina is the source of this 1638-nucleotide messenger RNA. NCBI's taxonomy places the organism in Eukaryota, Fungi, Mortierellomycota, Mortierellomycetes, Mortierellales, Mortierellaceae. The record is from the annotation of a GenBank genome assembly.
AUGGCUUGGGGAGGCGGAAACACAAAUAGCGUCGACGGAUGGUGCAAACGCCUCCGCUCAAACGAUACAACCUUCACAUCCCUCCACAUUCUCUCCUUCCGUCGCGUCACCACCGCAGAACUCGGACUCUUGUUCGACGCCAUCUCCGAAAACACCACCCUCAAGGAACUCUAUGCCUCUGGUCAUUCUCUUGACGCUGCUGCCGCCAAGAAACUCGCGACGGCGUUGGAAUUGAAUUCGACACUGGAGAGACUGAAUAUAGGAAACGAUCGGAUGGGUGGGAAUGAGGAGGUUGUGAAGGCCUUGGCGGAAGGUGUGGCAAAGAACAAGGGCUUGGUGAGGUUGGAUAUGGAGAAUAAGGGCCUGGGUGGCCAUGGUAGUGGGGAUGAUGGGGAGGGUAGUGUGAAGGCGUUGGCGGAGGCGUUGGAGAAGAAUACGGAUCUGCAGGAAUUGAAUCUGGCCAGGAACAAGUUGACGGAUCAGGAUAUUGAUGUGAUCUGUAAGGCUCUCGCCAACAACAAGGGUCUCAGAGUUUUGGAUUUGUCGCUCAACUCUUUUGGAGAACAUGGGACUCGUGCCAUUGCUACUCUCCUUGCUGGCGAUUCGACCUCUGAGGAUGGCGUUGGGUUGAGAGAGAUUGAUCUGUCGGAUAACGAGCUGACGGAGGAAGGAGGCAUGGCAAUUGGACAGGCCCUCAAGAGCAACAAGACCCUGCAACGACUCCGGAUGAGCUCCUCCAUGGACCCACCUCUGCCAGUCGAGGAAGGGGAUGACGACAAGCUGCUGUGGGACCACGACCUCGCAGCACUCAACAAGCCCCUGUCGCCUGAUCAGGAAGCAGAGAUCCGCUCGGAUGGAGAUGCUAUCCUCGAGACACUGUCAGAGUCGCUGAAGCACAACAACACCCUGCAGGAGAUCUGGAUGGAUUACUGCAACAUCUCAUCGGUCGGAGUCACCUUCUUGGCAGAGGCACUUCGUUCCAACCAGGGGCUGACCACUAUCCGGAUGAGAAACAACAGGAUCGGAAACCGUGGUGCUCGUGCCUUGGGCGCCGCUCUCACCCCAGCGUCUUCUAGCGAAUACAACACGACACUCAAGAACCUGGAGCUUGGAUCGAACAAGGUCGGCGUUCUUGGAUGGCACGGACUCGUCGGCGCCAGCUCGCUCGAGAGCUUGGGUCUCUACGAGAACGGAAUCAGUGUCCUGCACGAAGCUAUCGACAGUCACCUCCUCUCCUCCUCCUCCUCAUCGCCAACCUCGACAACGGCUCCAUCCCUCAGCUCAACAAUCCUCAACGGCGCGAGCACAGCAAACCAGGUCCUUGAGAAAUUGGCCCACCUGGACGUUGGCUGCAACGGUAUCUCUCGUGAGGACUUUACUCAAUUGGGUGUCAGCCUCAUCAAGGGCUCUCUCCCUUCCUUGAUCCGUCUCGAGAUUGCCGGCAACGGCGACCGGUCCCAGGCACCCCAAGACCCCGACCACGGUGGCGAUGAUGACGAUAACGAGGGCGGUGACGACUCGGAGCCUCGUCCGGACGACGAGCAGAAUGCCUGGGAACGAGUCGCAAAUCGGAUCGAGGAGGUUCGUCCUGGUCUUGUCAUUCAUUGGAAGGGCGCUGGAGCCAUGCAGCAGCAAUAA